Trichechus manatus latirostris (Florida manatee) is the source of this 1530-nucleotide messenger RNA. RefSeq names its product golgi associated olfactory signaling regulator (gene GFY). The transcript is spliced from 3 exons. The record is from RefSeq and is a predicted model, not a curated record. NCBI's taxonomy places the organism in Eukaryota, Metazoa, Chordata, Mammalia, Sirenia, Trichechidae. The coding region runs from base 1 to 1530 and encodes 509 amino acids.
AUGAAACCAUUCUGCCCGGUCUUCUUCCUCCUUCUCUUCCUCCUCACCCGGCUGGGCUCCAAGGCCGCCCCCUCGGCCUUACUGCCUGCGGGCUCUCACUUCCCGGGAUGUGGCCCCUCUGCGACCUCCCCUGGAGCCUCUGAAAAUUCCACUCCCGAAGAGGCUAACUCAGAGUCCUCUGGGACUUUUGAUUCGGAGCCCUCCAAGACACCGCAUGCAGUUUCCCCUGAGACCUCCCCCUCUGACUUCACUGAGACCUCCAGUCCUGCCCUCCCGGAAACCUCACAUCCAGAGUCCCAUGAAGCCCCCAAGCCUAGCACAUUCAAACUUUCAAUCUCAGAGUCCCCGGAGACCACAAAACCUAACCUUCCCAAAACAACACACCCAGAACUUUCCGAGACCCCCAAACCUGACCCCGCCGAAACGUCACACCUAGGAUCCCUGGAGACCCCAAAACUUAAUCCCUCCAAAUCUUCACACCCAGAAUUUCCUGAGACCCCAAACACUGGCCCUACUGAAACGCCACACCAAGAACCCUCUGAGAUUCCCAAACUGAACUCCACUGAAAUCUUACACCCAGACCCUGACCCUACCAAGACCCUUGACCACAAAACUCCAGAGACCCAUGACCCUGACACCACUCAGACCUCCAACUCUGAAUUCUCCCAGACUACCCACCUAGACCCUACUGAAACACCCUACCCAGAAUCCCAUGCGACCCACAACCCCAGCCCCACUGAAAUUCCCCAAACAGAAUUCUCUAUAACCCACUACCAAGGUGCAACAGAGAGCCCCAUGACCUCUGCCCCUGAACUCUCCACUAAUCUUCAUGCAAACAUGUCUGCACCCUCCAAGGAUAAAGCGACCGCCCUAAACGAGGUGCCUCUGAAUCCCACACGAGAAACCCUUGCAGCCACCCAGCCCGACUGCCCUAAAUCACCCGCCUCAGAUUCUCCAGGGACCCUUGAACUGAAGGCCCCUCAUAACCCUGGCCCUAAAGGGCACGACGCCCCUCCUCCCUCAGCCCGGAUUGCGGGGCCCCCUACUCCUCCAGGGCCCCCCAGUAAGCCAGUACCCGCCACUCAGCGGGCCCCCCAGCAGCGCAGCCGAGGAGAGAGAGUCAACACUAUCAUCGUGGUGGAACGAGUAAAGGAGACCGGCGUGACUCUGGUGGGGCGCCCACCGGGCGCGGCGGGCGGGGCCCUGUGCCUAUUCCUCGCCGGGACCGGACUCCUGAUCUGCAUCUUCCUGCUCCUGUGGUGUCUCUACCGCCGGGCUGCUCGGCACCGACCGUUCGCGCACCACCGACUCCGGGACGACGACGAGCCGGUUAUGCACCUGGACGCCCAGCAGGACCCCUACAACCUCUACUUCUAUGCGCCGAACACCUGGGUCUCUUCGCACAUCGCCACCAAGCAACCGUCGCCCACUCCCCCGCUGCCACCCAAGCUGCCCCCGCCGCCCAGCGGGGGCCCCCCCCAGCGCCUGGAGACGCUCAGCCCUGCCACGCUCCCCAACAACUUCGUGUGA